AUGAACAAGCCGGCCGGAUCAACAAGUCGUAUUUUGGACAUUCCCUGUAAGGUGUGCGGGGAUCGCAGCUCCGGGAAGCACUACGGGGUUUACGCCUGCGAUGGCUGUUCCGGGUUUUUCAAACGGAGCAUCAGGAGGAAUCGAACCUACGUCUGCAAGUCUGGAAACCAGGGAGGUUGCCCCGUGGAUAAGACGCACCGAAACCAAUGCCGAUCCUGCCGUUUGAAGAAGUGCCUGGAAGUCAACAUGAACAAAGACGCCGUGCAGCAUGAGCGGGGUCCCCGGACGUCCACCAUCCGCAAGCAGGUGGCCCUGUACUUCCGGGGCCACAAGGAGGAGGACGGGACGGCGGCCCCUUUCCCCUCGGGCGCCCUGCCCGCUCCCGCCUUCUUCACAGCCGUGGCGCAGCUGGAGCCGCACAACCUGGAGCUGGCGGCCGCGGUGUCCGGCCCCCCGGAGCGUCAGGCCCUGGUGGGGCUGGCCCAGCCCACUCCCAAGUAUCCACACGAGGUCAACGGGACCCCCAUGUAUCUCUACGAAGUGGCCACCGAGUCUGUCUGUGAAUCUGCUGCCAGACUCCUCUUCAUGAGCAUUAAGUGGGCCAAGAGCGUCCCGGCAUUCUCGACACUGUCCCUGCCCGAUCAGCUGAUGCUUCUGGAAGAUGCCUGGAGAGAACUGUUUGUUCUCGGGAUAGCACAAUGGGCCAUCCCAGUCGACGCGAACACUCUGCUGGCUGUAUCGGGUAUGAAUGGUGACAAUACAGAUUCCCAGAAGCUGAAUAAGAUCAUUGCAGAAAUCCAGGCUCUGCAGGAGGUGGUGGCCAGGUUCAGACAGCUUCGGCUGGAUGCCACAGAAUUCGCCUGCCUCAAAUGCAUUGUCACUUUCAAAGCAGUACCCACCCACAGCGGCUCUGAGCUGAGAAGCUUCGGGAAUGCGGCUGCCAUUGCCGCGCUACAGGAUGAGGCUCAGCUCACGCUCAACAGCUACAUUCACACAAGGUACCCGACCCAGCCCUGCCGCUUUGGGAAGCUUUUGCUGCUGCUGCCGGCCUUACGCUCCAUCGGCCCAUCCACCAUCGAAGAAGUGUUCUUCAAAAAGACCAUCGGAAAUGUGCCCAUCACCAGGCUGUUGUCUGACAUGUACAAGUCCAGCGACAUAUAGUCACCUGGGUGUCAGCUGGCCAUCAAUGGUCCGUGCCAUUCGGACUCCCCCCCCCCACGGAGAAUGCACCUCCAUGACAGAUGCCUGGGAAGCCUGGACCUGGGGGUGGGAGUGAAGGGUGUUUCUGCCUCUUAGACAGAAAAUGGCCAUGGUCACCCCAAACCCCCUGGACACCUGGCAGCCUGCUGCCUUGGCCGGGGUUAGACCGGCGAGGGCCGUCUGGGCCGGGCUCGGCAGGGAAGCCAGUGGGAUCUUCUUUCCCGUUCUUUUCCUGGCUCCCCAUCGCUCGGCUCCUGGGGGAGUGCGCUCACCCCCGGGUACCCAGGCCAGGCUGGUCUGCCACUUACUUGCAAGAUUUUUCUGAGCUCAAAAGCCAAGGGUGGGUGCUUCCCCUUCCCGGCCAGCGCUGGGACGUUGGGUGGCCAGACGCAGCUGUUGGCAGCACCCUGUGGACCGCUCUUUCCCAGAAGCUUUGAGGAUGGAAUUCGUUUUCACUCCAACAGGCAAACCAGGUUCUCCCUCCCCUGGGCUUCUGCUGUAGCACAUCUUGAAGUGGCCUUUGAACCGACUGAAAAAUGGCUCCAUGCCCGCAUCCCUCUCGUGACAUCCUUCCGUCCGUCGGUCCAGGGGCCACGGUGGCAUCGCCCCGAGGGCCGGGGGUCGGGGGGAUAGAGGGUCGGGGAUGUGGGCGAGACUCAAGCCGUGAAGCCAAAUAGAUUGGAGAUGGCACCCGAGAGGCCCGCCGCUGUUCCGCCAGCGUGGUGCUGAAACCAAAGGCAAAGGGCCCGACCCUCGGCGGGCCGGGAGCCCGGCCAUGCGAGACGCAGGAAGCGCCGGCAAGGAUUUACACAAUGAACAAACAGUAAAGUAUUCCUCAUCCCACACACCCUGCUAACGGUCUCUGAGACUCUCCGAUGCCUUGAAGAAAAUCCUGGGUUUUAUGAAACCCCUCAUCUUUCUCUCUCCCUCUCUCUCUCUCUCUCUCUCUCACACACACACACACACACACACACACACACACUAUAUAAGCUGCUUAUUUGAGAAGAGACUACCCAGUAUUUACCGAAAAUGUAGAGACAAACCUUCGGAGAUAGCUGCUGUACUUUCCCGUUUUUGAUUGGUAUUUAGAUAAUAGCACUGAAAAAAAAAUCAGCACUUGGGCUAUCAUAGGAUGAGUAAAACUUUUCUUGUACAAAGUGAAUUAACUGAUUUGUGAAGUUAAAAAGUUGUACUCAUUGUAUUU
Molecule: messenger RNA, 2404 nt
Organism: Tachyglossus aculeatus (Australian echidna)
Lineage: Eukaryota; Metazoa; Chordata; Mammalia; Monotremata; Tachyglossidae
Gene: NR2E1
Product: nuclear receptor subfamily 2 group E member 1
Exons: 9
Coding region: 1-1161 (386 amino acids)
Biological process (GO): negative regulation of transcription by RNA polymerase II; anatomical structure development; cell differentiation
Molecular function (GO): RNA polymerase II cis-regulatory region sequence-specific DNA binding; zinc ion binding; nuclear receptor activity
Source: RefSeq, a predicted model, not a curated record